AUGCGGCAGCCCCCCUUGACGCCACCAGCGGGGCCAGCCGGGUCCCGGGCCGGGGGUCCGGGCACGGCCGACCAGCCCUACGCCUGCCGGGAGUGCGGGAAGGCCUUCAGGUGGUCGUCCCGCCUGGCCCACCACCAACGCAGCCACACAGGCGAGCGGCCCUACAAGUGCCCCGAGUGCCCCAAGGCCUUCAAGGGCUCCUCCGCCCUCCUCUACCACCAGCGGGGCCACACGGGCGAGCGGCCCUACGCCUGCCGCGAGUGCGGCAAGGCCUUCAAGCGUUCCUCCCUGCUGCAGACCCACCAGCGGGUUCACACGGGGCUGCGGGCUUUCGAGUGCGCCCAGUGCGGCCUCACCUUCAAGUGGGCAUCCCACUACCAGUACCACCUCCGGCAGCACACCGGCGAGCGGCCCUACCGCUGCCCCGCUUGCCCCAAGGCCUUCAAGAACUCUUCCAGCCUCCGCCGUCACCGUCACACCCACACGGGCGAGCGGCCCCACGCCUGCCCCGUCUGCGGCAAAGCCUUCGCCCAAGCUACCAACCUCCGGCAACACCAGCGGGUCCACACCGGCGAGCGGCCCUACGCCUGCCCCCAGUGCGGCAAGACCUUCACCCACUCCUCCAACCUCCUCCUCCACCGCCGCACCCACGCUGGCACCCGGCCCCACGAGUGCCCGACCUGCACCAAGGCCUUCGUCUCCGAUGCCUGCCUGCAGAAACACCUCCAGAGCCAUGCUGGCCACGCUGCCAUGCCGCCGCUCCUCCCAGCACCCACCGUGGCACCGGAGACGCUCUGGAGGUGCUCUGCCUGCCCGCUGAGCUUCACUAGCGAGGAGGAGCUGCUGGGCCACCAAGACAGCCACUCGGUGACAGCGGUGACCCCCCCGGCCACCCCCCACCGCUGCCCCACCUGCAGCAAGACCUUCAAGAACAGCUCGGGGCUGGCCCGGCACCGGCACGGCCACGCUGCCGAGCGGCCCUUCAAGUGCGCCAUCUGCCCCAAGACCUUCACCCAGUUGGCCGGGCUGCUGGGCCACCAACGCAGCCACCCCACCACCGUCCCACCGCAUCCCGCCCCCGAGGCUCCUCACCCCCCGGCGGCACACCCCCCCGGCCACCGCUGCCCCACCUGCAGCAAGACCUUCAAGAACAGCUCGGGGCUGGGGGCAGGGGCCAGCGUCAUCGUCCUGAGGGGUGGCGUCAGCAGCGUCCUCCCCCCGCGGGGGCCGCAGCCCCCUGAGGUCACCGGUGUCCAGCUGCAGGCAGCCGAGGUGACCAACGUCCAGCUCCAAGCCCUGUCACAACCCUUGGAGGUCACCAGCAUCCAGCUCCAAGCUGCCGAGGUGACAAAUGUCCAGCUCCAAGCCAGUGAGCUGACCAACGUCCAGCUGCAAGCCCUGCCGCAGCCCUUGGAUGUCACCAACAUCCAGCUCCAAGCUGCCGAGGUGACAAAUGUCCAGCUCCAAGCCCUGCCACAACCCUCCAAGGUGACCAACAUCCAGCUCCAGGCCAGUGAGCUGACCAACGUCCAGCUGCAAGCCCUGCCGCAGCCCUUGGACGUCACCAACAUCCAUCUCCAAACUGCUGAGGUGACAAAUGUCCAGCUCCAAGCCCUGCCGCAGCCCUUGGAUGUCACCAACAUCCAGCUCCAAGCCAGCGAGGUGACAAAUGUCCAGCUGCAAGCCCUGCCACAGCCCUCUAAAGUGGCCAACAUCCAGCUCCACGCUCUGCCACAACCCUCAGACGUCACCAACAUCCAGCUGCAGGCCGCAGAGGUGACAAAUGUCCAGCUGCAAGCUCUGCCACAACCCUUGGAUGUCACCAACAUCCAGCUCCAAGCCAGCGAGGUGACAAAUGUCCAGCUGCAAGCUCUGCCACAACCCUUGGAUGUCACCAACAUCCAGCUCCGAGCCCUGCCACAACCCUCUGAGGUUACCAACAUCCAGCUGCAGGCCGCCGAGGUGACAAAUGUCCAGCUCCAAGCCCUGCCACAACCCUCCAAGGUGACCAACAUCCAGCUCCAAGCCCUACCACAACCCUUGGAUGUCACCAACAUCCAGCUGCAGGCCACUGAGGUGACAAAUGUUCAGCUCCAAGCCCUGCCACAACCCUCGGAUGUCACCAACAUCCAGCUGCAGGCCACUGAGGUGACAAAUGUCCAGCUGCAAGCCCUGCCACAGCCCUCUGAGAUCACCAACAUCCAGCUCCAAGCCCUGCCACAGCCCUCAGAGGUGCCCAGUGUCCGUCUCCAGGCCACGGAGGUGACAGAUGUCCAUCUCCAGGCCACGGAGGUGCCCAGCGUCCAUCUCCAGGCCACAGAGGUACCCAAUGUCCAGCUGCAGACCACAGAGGUGACAAAUGUCCAUCUCCAAACCACCAAGGUACCCGACAUCCAUCUCCAAGCCACAGAGGUGUCCAACAUCCAUCUCCAAACCACUGAGGUCCCCAGUGUCCAUCUCGAGCCCACAGAGGUGCCCAACAUCCAUCUCCAGGCCACAGACGUGCCCAGCAUCCAGCUCCAGGCCACAGAGAUGCCCGACGUCCAGCUCCAGGCCAUGGAGGUGCCCAACAUCCAGCUGCAGACCACAGAGGUGCCCAAUGUCCAUCUUGAAACCACUGAGGUGCCUGAUGUCCAUCUCGAAACCACUGAGGUGCCCAACAUCCAUCUACAAGCCACAGAGGUGCCCAGCGUCCAUCUCCAGACCACGAAGGUGACCAAUGUCCACCUGCAGGCCACCGAGGUGACCAACGUCCAUCACCAAACCGUGGAGGUGCCCAGCGUCCAUCUCCAGGACGCAGAGGUGACCACUGUCCAGCUGCAAGCCACUGAGGUGCCCAGCAUCCAUCCCCAAACCACAGAGGUGACAAAUGUCCAUCUCCAGGCCGCAGAGGUGCCUAGUGUCCAUCUCCAGACCACUGAGGUGCCCAAUGUGCGUCACCAAACCACUGAGGUGCCCGGUGUCCAUCUCCAAGUCACGGAGGUGCCCAGCGUCCAUCUUCAGACCACGGAGAUGACCAAUGUCCAUCUCCAAGACAACGAAGUGUCCAGUGUCCAUCACCAAAUGAUGGAGGUGCCCAACAUCCAUCUCAAGAUCACGGAGGUGCCCAACAUCCAACUGAAGACGAUGGAGGUGACAAAUGUCCAUCUCCAGGCCACUGAGGUGCCCAACUCCUGUCACCAAAUGAUGGAGGUGCCCAGCGUCCAACUCAAGACCACGGAGAUGCCUAACAUGCAUCUCAAGACCACGGAGGUGUCUAAUGUCCAACUCAAGACCACAGAGGAGGUGCCCAACGUCCAACUAAAGACCAUGGAGGUGCCCAACGUCCAACUCAAGACUGUGGAGAAGGUGCCCAACAUCCAACUCAAGACCGUGGAGGUGCCCAACGUCCAACUCAAGACCGUGGAGGUGCCCAACAUCCAGCCACAGCCCCCCGAGGUGCUCGUGGUGCGGGGGGGCCCGUCCCCCUCCCCAUCCCCACGGCUGGCGGUGGUGGGGGCAGCCGGGGGGCUGCCCCCUGUGUUGCUGCUGCAGCUGGGCUGCGGGGCCGCCCUGGCCGCCCCAUCGGGAGCCUGGUUUGGAGAGGGCUCGGGUCCCAUCUGGCUCAACGGGUUGCGGUGCCGAGGCACCGAGGAGCGCCUGGCCCUGUGCCGGCACCGGGGCUGGCGUCCCCACGUCUGUGCCCACGAAGAGGAUGCCAGCGCCGUCUGCUCAGCUCACCAAUUCCAGCCCCUCGGCACCACCGAGCCCUCCUGGACCCCCACGCCGCCGCCCACCGUCACCCAGCCACCUGUUACAGCAUGCACGGGUGCAGCGUGCACAGGGGGUCCCACUGUGCGGCUGGUGGGGGCCACAGGGCGCUGCGCCGGCCGGCUGGAGAUCUUCCACGCCGGGCACUGGGGCACUGUCUGCGAUGACCUGUGGGGGCUGCCAGACGCAGAGGUGGUCUGCCGUCAGCUGGGCUGUGGGGCCGCCCUCGACGCACCCCAGGCAGCUUUUUUUGGUGAGGGCACCGGGCCCAUCUGGCUGGACGAUGUGCGGUGCCAGGGGAACGAGUUGUCCCUGCUGGGGUGCCCGGCUUCCCCCUGGGGUGUCACCAACUGCCAGCACCGGGAGGAUGCCGCCGUUGUCUGCGCAGAUGAGCUGGCCACCCUGGAUGUCCGCCCUGCAGAGCCCACUCCCCGCCAGACGCAGAUGAAGCCGGCCUGGGUGCCCCCCUCUGCACGCCCCCGUGUCCCCAGCUCUCCCCGGAGCACCGCAGCCAGCCAGCCCGCCACAAGGACAGCCCGCAAGGCGGUGCCAGCCCGGCUGUGGGCCAGCCGCUCGCGCUGCACCGGGCGCCUGGAGCUCCUCUUUGCCGGCACCUGGGGCUCCGUCUGCGCCGAGGGCUGGGACCUGGCGGCCGCCCGGGUGCUGUGCCGCCAGCUGGGCUGCGGUCGUCCGCGCCUCGUCCCAGUGCCCUGCAGCCCUGCGGCAGCUGGCGCUUCCCCAGCGGUGCUGCAGCAGGUGCAGUGCACCGGGCAGGAGCCGGCCCUGGAGCAUUGCAUCCUCCAGCCGGGGCACGCACCGUCCUGCUCCACGGAUCGGGUGGCCGCCGUCGAGUGCGAGGAGCCCUUCCAGCUGCGGUUGGUGGAUGGCCCCGGGCGCUGUGCUGGGCGGUUGGAGGUGAACCGCGCCGGGCAGUGGGGCACAGUCUGCGAUGACGGCUGGAGCAGGACCAACGCAGUGGUGGUUUGCCGGGAGCUGGGCUGCGGGGUGGUGAGGACAGUCAGUGACCUCCCCCGGGGACGGCCCCGCUUUGGCCCAGGCACUGGGCGCAUCUGGCUGGAUGAUGUCCGCUGCCAAGGUCAGGAGGGGACCCUGCAGGAUUGCGCCCACCGCGCCUGGGGACACCACGACUGCACCCACCAGGAGGACAUCGGUGUGGUCUGCCAGGAUGCCUGA
This is a messenger RNA of Aptenodytes forsteri (emperor penguin), 4944 nucleotides long. RefSeq lists its product as uncharacterized. The transcript has 12 exons. Bases 1 to 4944 code for a protein of 1647 amino acids. NCBI's taxonomy places the organism in Eukaryota, Metazoa, Chordata, Aves, Sphenisciformes, Spheniscidae. The record is from RefSeq and is a predicted model, not a curated record. Gene Ontology annotation, cellular component: membrane; nucleus.